AUGGUCAAAGUUGCCGUGGCAGGCGGCUCCGGAAGCGUCGCCCGGGAGGUCAUCGACCAGAUAUUGGCCCGGAACAAGCACCAGGUAACCAUACUGGAGCAGAGGCCGGCCGAGAGCCCGUGCGUCGACAAGCAUGGCAUCGAGUGGAUUCAAGUCGACUAUUCCGAUAAAACCUCGCUGGCCCAUGUUCUGCGAGGCACCGAUGUCGUUUUGUGCUUCUUCACCGGACUCGACUACAUGAACGCGGUGAGAAACUCGAAAAACCUCAUCGACGCGUCCAUCCAAGCAGGAGUCAAACGCUUUGCGCCCUCGGAAUGGGGAAGUCGCUUGAACUGGAGCAUUCCGCACUACAGGUUCAAAGACGAAAUCCGAGAAUAUCUUGAGGAAUGUAACAGCGGGAGGAUUCCCGGCCUCUUCACAAACUACUUUGGCUUCCCAUACUCCACCACGAAACAUUUAUCCAUGAGUCCAUGGCUUGUCGACUUUGACAACCGCCGCGCCAUCACCGUCGGCGCUGGCGAUUUUUCCCUCUGCCUCACCACCGUGCAGGACAUGGCUGUUGUGGUCGCAGAUGCACUUGAUUAUGAAGGCAAAUGGCCUGUCGACGGUGGGAUAAGAGGCACACAGAUUACUAUGGCGGAGUUGAUCAGGCUCGGCGAAAAAUUAAGAGGUCCCAUGAAAGUAGAAAGUGUAUCAUUGGAAGAUUUGAGAGAAGGCCAGCUCAAGACGUCGUGGUGCCCUUUGAUCACGCAUCCCUGCCUCCCGGACGAACACCGAGAGAUCAUCUCGCGCCACGUCAUGAUCACAUUUCUUCGGUCCGUCGCCCAGGGAGCUUGGACUGUGUCUGACACGUGGAACAAACUCCUGCCUGAUAACAAGCACAUCAGUGUGGAGGAUUACCUAACGCAAGUUUGGACGGGCAAGCCGUAG
This is a messenger RNA of Lasiodiplodia theobromae, 930 nucleotides long. RefSeq lists its product as uncharacterized. The transcript has 6 exons. The coding region runs from base 1 to 930 and encodes 309 amino acids. The record is from RefSeq and is a predicted model, not a curated record. Lineage: Eukaryota; Fungi; Ascomycota; Dothideomycetes; Botryosphaeriales; Botryosphaeriaceae.